Messenger RNA from Anolis carolinensis (green anole), 8432 nucleotides. It is a transcript of the gene lancl3, whose product is annotated as LanC like family member 3. Gene Ontology annotation, cellular component: plasma membrane. The transcript has 5 exons. The record is from RefSeq and is a predicted model, not a curated record. Bases 271 to 1560 code for a protein of 429 amino acids. Gene Ontology annotation, biological process: carbohydrate metabolic process; peptide modification. Lineage: Eukaryota; Metazoa; Chordata; Lepidosauria; Squamata; Anolidae.
UCCACACAGGAGGAGGAGGCGGUGGCGCUGACGCUGACAGGGAGACUCUUGUCUCCUUCUGCCGGCAUUUCAACGUGUGAGGAGAGGAAAUGCGAGGCGAAGAGGAGGGGGGAAAGCCCCCGAAAGCAUAGCGCGCCGCCGUGGGUUUCCAAGCAGAGGGUCCCGCGGCUGGAGGCGGAGAAGGGUUGGCUCCCUGUCUUGUUUCUCGCAAGCCCGUCCGCCCCUCAGAGCCAAGGCGACCAAGGGGAAGGCGGAGGCCAGCUCUGGACCAUGGAGAACAAGCGCUGCUUCCCCAACCGCUUCGACGACUACAAGGGCAGCCUGCUGGGCGGGCAGUGGCAAGACAAGGUGGUGCCCUUGGUCACGGCCACCGUCGAGCGCAUCCUCAAGGCGCUGCCCGAGCCCGGGGCCGGCGGCGGCGGAGGAGGCGGCUUCGGCGGGGGGCUGUACAGCGGGGCGGGCGGCGUGGCCUUCAUGCUGUACCAGGUGACGCAGAGCCCGCCCUUCGCGGCGGCGCGCGGUUCGUACCUGCGGGCGGCCCAGGGGCUGGUGGAGGCCUGCCUGCGCGACCAGGAGGCGGAGGAGGCGGCGGCGGAGGCGGCGGCAGGCGGGGAGCGCGCCUGGGGCGAGGCCGGGGACGACCCCCGCGCCGCCUUCCUCCUCGGCGGGGCCGGCCUCUACGCCGUGGCCGCGCUGGUCCGGCACGCGCGGGGGGCGCCCGACUGGGCCGAGCCGCUCGCCAAGUUCCGCGCCCUCGCCGCCCUCUGCGUCCCGCUCUGCUUCCGCCAGGGCGGCUCCGACGAGCUCUUCGUGGGCCGCGCCGGGUACCUCUGCGCCGCCCUGCUCCUCAAGCAGAAGCUGGCCUUGGAGAUAUUGACUCCGGCACAAAUCAAAUCAAUUUGCCAGGCAAUAUUAGAAUCUGGGAAACAGUAUGCACUAAGGAAGAGAAAACCAGUUCCCCUGAUGUACUCUUACUAUGGAACAGAAUAUCUUGGCGCUGCUCAUGGACUUUCCUCCAUCCUACAGAUGCUACUCUCCUAUUUCGAAUACCUCCCAGCAGCUGAUCAGGAACUAGUAUGGCAGAGUGUUGACUUUCUCAUGGAUCAAGAGCAGAAUUGCAACUGGCCUCCAGAACUAGGAGGAAUGAUUGAGCGGGAGAAUGAACUUGUGCACUGGUGUCAUGGAGCUCCAGGCAUUGCCUACAUGUUUGCAAAAGCAUACUUGGUUUCAAAGAAGCCCCAAUAUCUAGAUAGCUGUAUUCGCUGUGGAGAGCUAACUUGGCAGAAAGGACUCCUGAAAAAAGGACCUGGAAUAUGUCACGGAGUGGCUGGCAGUGCUUAUGUGUUCCUGCUACUCUACAGACUUACAGGAAAUUCUAAGUACAUAUACAGAGCACAAAGGUUUGCUGAAUUCUUGUUUACUGAAGAAUUCAAGGCUGGUUCCCAAUCAUUGGAAAGUGUUUACAGCCUUUUUGAGGGCUUCUCAGGGACUGUGUGUUUCCUUGUUGACUUGCUGCAACCUAACCAGGCUGAGUUCCCACUUUUUAGUGUCUUUGUAUAAGAUGGAACAUGUUCCACUCCUGUGCCGGGAUAGCCCUUCAAGACCCAGAAAUGAAGUUGACGAUCAAGGAAGGCUAUGUAAAAAUAAUUCAUCAAUUUCAGCAUUACCACUAAUGAGAUAGCCUUAAUGAUCCAGGGCAGGCAGGGUGGGACAGAGAGAGAAGCUUAACACAUACUCAUAUGCAUACAUACAUACACACACAGAAAGAUUAGGGGAAAGGGGGUGUGUUUUUUUAAUCAUGUCAGAAUCGACUUGAGAACAUAUUGCAAGUCACUUCUGGUGUGAGAGAAUUGGCUGUCUACAGAGACAUUACCCAGGGGAUGCCUGGAUGUGCUACCAUCCUGCCGAGAGGCUUCUUUCAUGUCCCCGCAAACUAGAUCUGACAGAUGGGAGCUCACCCCAUCUCACGGAUUCGAACCGGCAACCUUAAGGUCAGCAACUCAACCUUCAGGUCAGUAGUUCAGCUGGCACAAGGGUUCAACCCAUUGCACCACCUCAAUUUCUAAUAGUAGAAUCAAAGAAUAAGAACUCUUCAUAUUAUUCCAAAACUGAAAAGAAAACAAUUCAGAUGAACCCUAAGAAGUUAUAAUAACUGAUUCACAAGGAUCAAUAGCCUUUAAAAAGGUGUAUUUCAAGAAAGGCCAAAACAGACACUUAAAAUUUAAGACACUUAAAUUUUAGGAAUGUACAAAUCGGGAUCCACAUGUUAAUUGUUAUCAAGAACAUACAAAGAUAAGCAUUUUGCUAAAUUCUUUUGAAAGCACAGGCAAUGCAACAACAAACAUAUAUAAUAUACAAUUUUUUCCAUAUGUUUUGAUUGAUAUAUUUUAAUACAGUUAUUUACACCAUAACUAGGGAACCUUUUGACUUUCCAAAUGUUUUGGGCUACACUCCCACAGGCCUUUUUAAUACUUGUAAAGUUGUGGACACAGCAUGCCAUAACAUUUGGAAGUCCAUAAGCUACCCACCUCUUUAUUAUAUUUCUAUGAAUUUGGAAACUGUGUACCCGAGCCUUAUGAUUUAAUUGACAUACAUAAAUAAUAUAUCAGCACUGUGCAUGCACUUGGAAAGACAAAACCUGCUUUUAGCAGCAUGGUUCUCAGUAUUUGAAAUGAGUCCAUCUAGAAAAGAUGCAAGCAAUCUCUAGAAACAGAAUUUCUGUCCUUUCCUGUCUGAUUUCUCUGCAUGUCUUCAAAGGCCCAUGAAAAAAGAGUUAGCAGUUGCUAAACUACAGUACAACCCCUGUAUCCAUGUUCCCAGACUUCACGUGGGUAUUAGGAUAAUAACCCUAUUUAAAUGAAGGGCUUCUGGACCAAGAAUGCAAUAAAGUCAUGCUGAGGGCCUUGAGAAGACAUAUUUUGUCAGAUAUGGAUAAUGAAACUGCAGAUACUGAUCCCAUGAAUAUAGAGGUUAUACUGUGUUUACAAGCUCAUGUUACACUUACAUAAAUUAGAGCUUGGAAUGUUACUUUAAAAAUAAUAAUCAGUUACAGUCAAUGAUUCAAAUUCUAUCAAAAGCAGCUGGCUACAACCAUAAUAGCCAUCUUAUAAAAAGUAAAUUGUUACUUUGCUAUUUCUCAAAGGUAGGAAAAUAUAGUUUUCAGUUUGUGGGGAUGGAGUCCUAAUGCCAUGAGCCACUGCUUUCCAAUAUUAAAACAGAGAUUCUUCCUGUCACUGCAACACCAAAUAGCAACACAAAGCACAGAACAUGAACAUGGGUAUUUAUUCUCCACCAUUUUGUGGGGCCACAUCUUUGUUACUAUAGAAGUGAAUAAAAAUCCAAACGAUGCCUCCAGUAAAACCAAAUUAAUUAGAUACUCAAUUACUCCAUUAGAUCUGGACCUUCCUUUUCUCCAUUUUAUGCCUCAAGAGACUUACAUGGCUACUUCUUUGAAAACCAAGUUGAUAUCUCGUAUUAAGAUAAAAGCUCCUCUAUGGGAGGCAAGAUAAUACUCUUGAUUGCAAUACAUUAAGAACUAUUUGACUGCUCUUUGCAACUCACAUUUGUGAUCUUUAGUACUCUAGCAUGAUAAGACCUGGGGCUUCUCUCUCCCUCCCUCAUUCAUUUUUUUUUGUUUUUUUGCAAAUGCUACAUUUGAAAUCAAACACAUUCUAUGCUUUCAAACCAGAAGGUUUCAUUCAUAGUAUCUUGAGAUUUCAGAAAAAGGCAAUGCAGAGGCAGACACUCUUACAAAAUGGUAACAAUUGGAAGUGGAGUUGGGAUUACUUUAUAACGAUUACUGAUAUAAUUUAAUAUUAUUAUCUAAUCCCAUUUUGGAAAUUACUAAAUUUGUUUUGAGUUCCUUGUAGUGAACUCAGUAAUUCAGCUUCCCUUAAAUUAAGUACAAGCAUUGGCUCUGAAAAUCUCUUGAUUUAUCCCUACUUAAAACUGAAUUUGCUGAUACAGGGUGCAUCUACAUUAUAUAAUUAAUGCAGCUUGACAUCACUUUAACUGCCAUAGUUCAAUGCUUUGGAAUCCUGAGCUUUGUAGUUUGAAGAGCCAUCAGCAUGCUUUGGCAGAGAAGACUAAAUACCCAUUGAAGUGGUGCCGAAAGGUAUUGAUUCUACAGUUUAUAUACAGUUUACAGUAUUUAUUUAUUUAUUUAUUUAUUACAUUUAUACCCCACCCUUCUCCCCGAGGGGACUACUUCUGCCACAUGCUAGAAGUGUUUCUUUCGAUGUUACAUAAUUUCCAGACCAUCUUACAAACAAAACCGACAUUUCAAAAGGAGAAAUUCAGUGUGGUCUCCAGACUUUUACAAAAUAUUUUAUAAGACAGUUCCAUCAUUUUGCAUUAAAGGCGUUCUCAUUAUUGAUAAUGUAAAUGGUCCUGGUAUUAAAGGAUUUGAUAAUACAGUCUAUUCUGUCAUUCUGUGCAGUAUUUAUUCCAGUUGUAAAAACACACUUCCUUAAAAGGAACUCCUAUUUUGGUGCCUCUUGACUGCUGAUUUGCAAUUGAUCUCUUAUUCUAAUGGCCUUUAGAAAACUCUCCAGGCCAAAGGAAGGAAUUCCCCCUUUCCUUCUAUCACUUUCUUUACAUGAUCUCUCCUCAAAAUUAUUGCACAUUAAUUGUUAUAUAGAUGGGAUACUGUCACCUGGGCUCCAAGGCUUCGAAUUUGGAACUUGUAUUUACUUAUUGCAAAUAUUACCAUUAGAAACAAGCUAGCCUAUAGUUACAUUAUGUUUGGUUACUACUUCAGUAACAUGUGACACAUACCUGAUCUGCAAGGCAGACUGACAAAAGGGAAGUUUGAGUUUUUCUUUUGUUUUUUAGAAAUCUUAUUUAUGCAUUUUAAGCCUUGUUUUAAAAGUGUGUUAGGAUUGCAACACAGAAUAUGUUCUUAAAUGUAUUAGGUGGCUUCUCUGUAUAGUGAAACAGAAAUUUAAACAGUGUAUUGUGAGUAUAAUUAUACUUACUUAAGAUACAUUUGCCAUACAUUGUGUCUAUUUUUGAUGUAUAUGCCUUCUGUGCUUGUAUCUUAGUCAUUAGAUUUCAACCUAAGUGUCUUCCUAUUUGCGACUCAAGAGCAGCAAUAUUCAAAUCAUAGUAAAGUUAUUUCAACUAGAAUUGUAUAGAAAAAUAUUGACAUUCAACAAUGGUUUUAUUCUUAUUUGUAUUAUUAUUGUAUUAUUGAUUAUGGGAUAUGGGCUAUUUAUCUGAUUUGUACAUAUUAGCAAAUACUAAUUGCUUUUUGCUUGAACUUGGCAGAUGUUCGCCAAACUGUGAAUUUGGUUUUGCUUAAGUUUCUGUUUCCCCACCUGUUUUCAGUCUUGCAGAUAUUCUGGUGGAAACUUGAUGACCAAGUGGUCCCAUUGAAUCUUUCUCCAUUUUGAUAAUGUGCCAUGUGACGUAUUUCAGGAAGAAGGGGAAUUGUCUACCCAUUUGCACCAUGCCAUUUCAAGUCUUCUGGUCUCUGUGUUAAUUUUGACUUCUCUGCUAUAUACAAGGGUCAUUGCUAUUACAUGAAAUUGAAAGCACUGAAAAGAGCCGAAGAAACAAAAAUAUCUAGAGGAAAUAUGUCACAUUCAGAUGUAUCUCAUGUCUCUUUAAGAAGGUACUUCGCGACCUUGCCAAAUAUAUUUCAUAUGUUUAAUGAACAUAGGAGAUUUACACUGCUAUAUUAGAGUUGUUCAAGAUCGGUUGGGCUUUAAUAAAUCAGAUUUUUUUGUAAUACACACAAAUGCACAGCUGAAUGUAAAGUAGGCAUUUAAGAUACAAUGGGAGAAAUAAUAACUUUGAUUUAAAUCAGUGAUUACCAACCUGUGGUCCGUGGACCAGCAGUGGUCCACAAGAACUAAAAUAUGGUCCCCAGCCAUUACUACAUUGUUGCAACGAGAGCGACUGGUUUCGCGAAAUCCUUUUAUAGUGCCAAGGCUUAAUAAAUACGGCUUUCUGUGGGCAAGCAGAUGGCAACUGUUGGAUGGCAUAUGUUCUGUAUCAGAAACUAGAGCUGAUGUGAUCUAUUCAAUGCAAUUUUCUGAAUCAGCACCCCAAAUAACCAAACCAAAUCUAAAGUGAGUGGUCCAUGGUCAAAGUAGUUCUUGGUCAAAGUGGUUCUUGGUCAAAGUGUUCCCUGGUCAAGUGGUCCCUGGUCAAAAAAAGGUUAGGAACCACUGAUUUAAAUCUAUAUCUUCCAUCUUUAAUGAAAACUAAGAAAACAAAUAAAUACUUGAGAGUAAAUAUAGAAUAUCAGUUUUUGUCUCAGUCCAGAAUCACAGUCCUGGACACUGAUAUGAUCUUGUAGAGAUAGGAUUAGCUAAGAGUUAGAAGGUUGGGGCAAUUUAAGGAAAGAGACGUACAGUGCAAUCCUUUUUUACUUGAGGCUAUUCCCACUCGGUUCAAUGAGACAUAUUUACAGGUAAUAGCAUUGUUUACUCAGGAGUAAAUCCCACUUUCAAUAUGCUUAGCAUUGUAGCCUUUGAAAAUGACAAAAAAACCCACCUAAAGGACAAUAACAUUAUAUAGUACAAAGCCAUAUACCAGCAAUACUCAGGGCCCUUGAAACAAUACAGCAAUUUAGGGAUGUGAGUAGGCAUAUUCCAACAAAACAGCACAGAUUUUGCGCCACUGUGUGACUCUUAAAUCCCAUAAACUGUGUUUAAGAGUGAAAUUGCCUUGAAUUUGUCAAUGUCAGUCAUAGACUUCCAUUAUCAGCUGUAUGUGUCUGUUUAUACUGAGGGAAACCAUCCCCAUACUGAACCUCCUUCUAGCUACACUUACUGCUGUCAGUUUAUUCAUUCUACUCAACUGUACAGUCUUGCAGUUUGAAAGAUGUGCUUGAAAGAUUGGAUUACUGUGAAUAUUUACAACUUAUCGGUAGAAUGUAGCUAAGGUAUCGGAAGACAGAUCUUAUUUUCUAGUAGAAGUAUAUACUUUUGGAACAUUUUAAUUGCAUGCUUUUCCCAUUUUGUCACAUUAGAUAUAUACCUAACAAUAGUUCUUUAGAACAAAGUUGGUAGUUGUCAAUUAAAAAAUUAUAGGAGUCCUAUUUUUCACAUGAUAGCUCUGAUACAACUUGAUUACCAGCUAGUUUGAACAAGAGCAAUAUAAUACAGCCAAUACAAGACCGAAUUAACAUUUAUUUUGCAAGGCAAAACUGCGGCUUGCUGGUCAUAAAUGUUUUCUAAUGCAAAUAUAUUCUUAAGCAAUGCUAUAUAAAAACCAAAAAUAUUUUCUAUACAUUGAUAUAUAGUAUAUAUAAUGGGAAAGAUCAUGUUGAAUCCUUCAGUUUCAAAUAGAAGGAAACUAAUCUUGAAUAUUUAGUUCCAUGUUUAAUUGUUGCUAUGCUGAGAGGGAAAUGGGGUACAAUAAACUUGGGUUUGAUUCUAUGCUUCCAUGAUGCUACUCCAUGUGAUAUCCAGUUUCAGAAGUACUGAAGACAUCACAAUCCAAUUACCAAGCUGAGCACAUUGUCCAUAACCCUCUUGUUGAACCAGGGUCUACACCAGCGUAAUUGCCUUUUCAAGGAUUGCACAAGAAGAAAGUCAGUGCCCCCUUGCAUAACACCCAUUAUUUAGCUAAACAAUGGGAGCUUGCUGUCACCUGGCUGCGUUUGUGCUGCUGGAGGAUGAGAAGCAGAAGAUCUCUAGCAAAGUACACUGACAGAGUUUUAUGCUCCCCUGGGAUCUGGGCCAUAAUGGUUGAUUUGUGGUAGAAGGGGAUAUGCAGGUGGCUACUUAUUAAAAGUUAAGCACACCCUUGUUUAUUUUGAUUGUUCAGCACUCUGAAAAAUGAUUAUUCCAUGUAUCACAUUGCCCUUGAAGUUCAGAGAAUAUUGUACCCACCAGCAUCUCUACUGUAACAUUUUGCCAUUGCCUGAAGUAGAUGUAGGAUCAAGUCCAAGGUCUCACUGAAGACCAGGGGCUGCUUGUGAUAUAAUUAAAUCCUGACAAAAGUUCCAGUGCACACAAGGUUGUGUUAAAGCAAUUUUUGUUAUAGAAUAACCAGCAGAGUAGAGGAAGAAAUACUUUGCUAUUUUGUACCCAUUGUUUAUAAUCUCUGCUCAUUUAUUUCAGUUUAUGGUUUACCAUAAAGAGACAUCUAUAUCCUCAGCUUUGAUACCUGCUCACUGCCAGAAAGUUGUAUAAUCUUUUCAGAAUCAUUGAUACAUUUACUGUUGUAGAAUUGCACCUUAAGGUUCAAUAAAAACUCUUGCUACUGUUUUAAAUGCUGUGAUAUUUCAAAAUGUGUUAUUGUAUUAGUUUUGUAUGGUUGACUAGAGAGGCAUAAGAAAGAGCCAUAUUUUAAAGGUUAUUGUAGUGAGGAUCAAAAUACUGACUUAAUUGUGGCAGAAGAGCUCUCUCCAUUUAUCCAUGUUCUUUAUAUAAAAUCUGUGUUAUAUUUUGCCUUAAUUCAAAUAAAGCUAAAGUAUA